AUGUCUUCCGAACCCUAUUCCGGCCCCAGCGCCGCCCACAUGCUCGCGACCCGCACCUUCGCCUCUUCGGUCACGUCCCAACACAACACCCCGAACGCCAUCCUCGACGACGCCGAACUCGCGUUUCUCAAGGACUUCUCCGCGGAUCCGUCUCGGAAAGAUUCGCUCCUCUCCGCCCGCGGCAUGGCCGACGCCGUCGGCGACCGACCGGGCGCGAAAGCCGCCGAGAAGGGGAGUUUGACGGGUGUGGUCGUCGCGCGGUGUGGGACGGCGGAGUCGGCGUUGGGGGAGGGCGAUGUGGAGAUGUUGAGGGGGUGGUUUGAGGGCGGGGGGGCGGGUGUUUGA
Molecule: messenger RNA, 345 nt
Organism: Letharia lupina
Lineage: Eukaryota; Fungi; Ascomycota; Lecanoromycetes; Lecanorales; Parmeliaceae
Exons: 2
Coding region: 1-345 (114 amino acids)
Source: RefSeq, a predicted model, not a curated record